AUGAAGGUCGCAUCUUGGGUAGCAACGACGUUGCUGGCAAGCGCCUCGCUUGUCGUCGCGCAUGGCGAACCUGAUCUGAAGCAUGAACAUGCAGGAGAUGUCUUCCACUAUUUCCGUGGCGGACAGUGCUACGACGAAGGUGUUAUCAACAAUGGCACUCCGGUAGGGAUGACAGAGCAAAUCAAUGGAGAUAUCUUCGGCAAUGCGUUGGUCAACAACAGGCUACUGGCCGAUAGUCUGGCAAGAGCUGGAUACUUUGUGGUCAUGCCUGACUUGUUUAGAGGCGACCCAGUACCAGCAGAUGCUCUCAGCGGAGGAUCUCCAGGCUUCAAUAUCACUACUUGGCGUGCCCGACACCCUCAGUCACAAAUUGAGGAAGUGAUUCAGUCUGCCAUAAGCACUACUCGUGGUCAAUUUGGUGCUUCGCGAGUUGGUGCUGUGGGUUACUGUUUCGGCGGUAAAUAUGUUGCUCGCUUCUUGGCUCCUGGCAGAGGACUCGAUGCAGGAUUCACAGCCCAUCCAUCCGCGACUACCGCCGAUGAAUGGAGGGCUAUCGCAGGACCGAUCAGCAUCGCUUUUGGGGAUCUUGAUAACUCGAAUACCGCCGACAAUAGGACAAACAUUGAGUCGAUCUUCCAGGGUGGCAACAAGACCUACCAGACCACCUUAUAUGCUAAUGCCGAGCAUGGGUUUGCUGUACGAACAAAUCUGACGGAUCGAAAGAAGGCUUUCGCGCAAGAGAGUGCAUAUUUCCAGGCUGUAAGGUGGUUUGAUGCUUGGAUGAAGGAUCAGAUCUAA
Molecule: messenger RNA, 798 nt
Organism: Lithohypha guttulata
Lineage: Eukaryota; Fungi; Ascomycota; Eurotiomycetes; Chaetothyriales; Trichomeriaceae
Exons: 4
Coding region: 1-798 (265 amino acids)
Molecular function (GO): hydrolase activity
Source: RefSeq, a predicted model, not a curated record